This is a messenger RNA of Drosophila ananassae, 1482 nucleotides long. Its product is annotated as golgin subfamily A member 6-like protein 22. The record is from RefSeq and is a predicted model, not a curated record. Bases 275 to 1357 code for a protein of 360 amino acids. Gene Ontology annotation, molecular function: protein binding. The transcript is spliced from 4 exons. NCBI's taxonomy places the organism in Eukaryota, Metazoa, Arthropoda, Insecta, Diptera, Drosophilidae.
AUAGGCUCAGAAGACUUGACAACUUUGACACAAAGAUACAGAAAAAUAUAAAAACAGAAUCACAUUUCAAAGACUCCAAUUAACAGACUUUCAGUUUCAGAAGUUAUUUUUAACUAUUUAAGAUACAUUUUCACACAAGAAAGUAGAAAAACGGGAAGAAACCACCCACGAUUUAAUAAAAUUCUAAAGAAUCUUAUGGAAAAGUGAAAUAUUUGGAUCCUUUAAGGGGAAGAAAAUUGUAUCUUUCUAGAUUUGUGCAAAAUACAACAACAAAAUGGAUAAAACCGCCGAACGCCAGGUGAGAUUGGAGGGAGUGGAACGAAUGCUUCAAAUGUCCAUGGAACGCAUCAAGAUUGCAAUGAUAAUUCCGAAACUCUUGGAGAAUCCAGAGGAGCUGAAACGUGUCCUGAAGGGAACUCGUUAUGAGGAGGUCCUUGAGCCCAUCGACGACAUGAUCCAAUACCUUGGCAAGCAGACAGGACGCUCCAAGCUGCCCCACGAUCACACUACCAUGCGGAUCGUGGACUUCUUUUUGGUUAAUCAUCGGAUCCAUCGGUUCUUCCCUCAUUUGAUGCGUUCGCUGGAGGAUCGUGAUCGCCAACUGCUGGCCGCUUUUCACUUCCUCCUGGAGAGCGCCCACAUGCACCUCCACCGAUCCUCCCGGAGUGAGAUCACCAAGGAAAGGAAGCUGCAUGCCAUCUACCAUCAAAAUGUAGACAUUCAGAAGAAGAUCAAGGAACUGAAGGCCAGUCUGGCAUUUCAGAAGGUCAUUGGGAAGUGGAAGACGGCCGCCAAGGGCAUAUACUUGAUGAAGGUGGAGGAGGAUCUGGCCAACAAAAAAUGGCAAAAUAAUGUGGCAAUACAGAAUGAAAUAGAAAAGUGCAACAGGACCAUGAGAAUCUACCACAAGGGUAGUCUGGAUCGGCAGAAGGAGCUGGAGGAGGAGCUGAUCGCCGCCCGGGAGGCCUACGAGAAGAUGACUCUCAAGCACCUACGCGAAGAAAUGGAAUUAAGAAGUGAAAAAAACAAGCUACUCUUGCAACUUCAAAGUAUUCUCAAAAAAUACGAUGUCAGUUUGGGCGAAAAAAUGCGUGAAAAUAUUGACGAGGAGAAUCAGUACUUGGCGGCCAAGAAGCUACUGGACGAGUUCAUGAUCACGUACAAGCAGGAGGAGCGCAUCUACAAGGCUGUGGUGGUGAAGCGGGAGGAGGAGGAGCGUCGUCUCCAGCAGCAGAAACUGAUGAUCUUCAUGAUGAACCGGGCGGCGGCCAAGAUCCAGAAGUAUUGGCGCAAAUGGAAGAAGGAGCAGCGAAAGAAGAACAAGCGUUUGGCCAAAAAGGGCAAGAAAGGAAAAUAGUUUUUCACUUUACACUUCCAAUACAUUUAUAUUUUCUACUUUGUACUUAACGGUACAUUUGUAGAGUUGCCAAUGGCAAUAAAAUAAUAAAUAAAUGAGAGAAUCUUCUCUUUAUAUGCGUUCUA